This is a messenger RNA of Salvelinus namaycush (lake trout), 1662 nucleotides long. Its product is annotated as sorting nexin-8-like. The coding region runs from base 1 to 1662 and encodes 553 amino acids. The record is from RefSeq and is a predicted model, not a curated record. The transcript has 13 exons. Gene Ontology annotation, biological process: retrograde transport, endosome to Golgi. NCBI's taxonomy places the organism in Eukaryota, Metazoa, Chordata, Actinopteri, Salmoniformes, Salmonidae. Gene Ontology annotation, molecular function: phosphatidylinositol binding.
AUGAACAACAAUCCGGUGAACUGUUCACGGGACUACGACGCUGCAACCUCCACACCAUCCGAUGCAGAUUGCAGUCCCGCUCGCACCCACAACAACCCCACUCCUCACGCAGCGCCGCUGUCUCGAUCAGUCCCUCCGUACUACAGGGAGGUGUACGAGGCCAUCCGGAGUAAGAUAGAUGAACGAGUGCAGGUGGAGGUCUUCCAGAGGUUGCUCAGCAGAACAGAUCUUCCCAGUGCUGUGCAGGGCCAGAUUGCUGAGCAUGUUGACUACACUGAUGGAUUCUUAAGCAAGUUGUCCCUAUAUAAAGCACUGGCGUUGAUUGCGCUUGCUCAGCAAGGAAAGCAACCAAGCCCGAAACUCUUAGAGAACUGCAUACAAGGGUUCCCUAAGCCCCAACUUGGUGAGUUCAAGGACCUCCAGACUCUGAGGAUGCAGCCAACUCAGGAUAGCCCCCUCACGGUGUCCCAGACCCUGGGCAAGCUGCUUGCCAGGGAUACAGUCCAGGUGGAGCUAAUUCCUGAAAAGAAGGGUCUGUUCCUCAAACACGUGGAGUACCAGAUCACCAGCCAGCAUUUUAAGAUAUCUGUUUACCGGCGGUACAGUGAUUUCGAUGUCUUCCACGAGCUCUUGCUGCAGAGGUUUGCCUACAGAAUGGUGCCUGCACUGCCGCCUAAGAGAAUCCUGAAAGGAGUCCUGACCUCUAUGUCUGAGAGGGACUUUAUAGAGGGAAGGCGGCGUGCUCUGGGCCGGUUCAUCAACCUAGUGGCACGACACCCCUUCUUCUCCGAGGACGAACUGGUCAAGACCUUUCUCACCUUCAAUGGCUCGGACGUUCAAGUGAAAAUGCGUGAUGCUUGCAAGAAAAUGGGAGAUGAAUUCAUGACUAAUACAAUGGCAACUCUGGCAAAGGAAUAUCUCCCAGCUGAUAUCCAGGCCCAGUUUUCAUCAAGCAGGGAACUGAUCAGGAAUAUCCACAACAGCUUUCACAAGCUGCGGGACCGGGCAGAGAAGAUGGCCGAGCGCUCCAAGGAAAAUGCCACUGAUUUGCUAAUGUUUGGAAGGGAGCUCAGUACACUGGGCUCCGAUGGUUCACCCAUUCCCUCUCUGGCCUCAUCCCAAAGCACCUGGGGCAUUCUCCGUCAGUCUCUGAAAGGCCUUUCCGUGGAGUUUGCUCUGCUCGCCGACAAAGGUGCUCAGCAGGGGAGGAGAGAAGAGGACGAUGUUGUGGAAAAACUGAAUCUAUUCUUGGAUUUGCUGCAAUCAUACAGAGAUCUGUGUGAGCGGCAUGAGAAGGGAGUAUUGCACGAGCACCAGAGAGCGCUGCAGAAGUACGGUAUGAUGAAGAGGCAGAUGAUGAAUGCCACAGUGCAGCCCAAAGAGCAGGUGUCAGUGGAGCAACUGGAGUCUCGCAUUGUGCAGCAGGAGAACGCCAUUCAGACCAUGGAACUGCGGAACUACUUCUCCCUGUUCUGCCUUCACCAGGAGACUCAGCUCAUCUUCACAUACCUGCCCAUCACCUCUCACAUCCUGGGAGCCUUCGUCAACUCACAGGUCCAAGGUCACCAAGAGAUGGGUGCAGUGUGGAAUGAUCUCCAGCAGAAGCUUGGGUGUCUCUUCGGUGUCGAUGAACUGCAAUCCCCUCCUCUUACACCCAAGUAG